GAGUCCGUGAACAUUUUAAGGAAGACAAUUGGAUGAUUUUUUGGGAUGAUUACUAUAUAACAAGGGUCUGAACGGAACGAGAGCAAAUAAAGUGAGCCGGCGUGUUAAUGUGACUGAAACCCGGGGAGAGUAGCCAAAAUCUGGAUACUAGACAGCAGUGAGGAUGGGAGGUGGAGGCCAGCUAACGGAUGCAGAAGAGCCGAUCAGCGGGCGGGCUGCUGGUGUCUACACCUGGGAGGAGGUGCAAAGCCACUGCAACCAGAAUGACCAGUGGCUGGUGAUAGAUCGAAAGGUUUACAACAUCACACAGUGGACCAAAAGACACCCAGGAGGGAUUCGAGUCAUCAGCCAUUAUGCUGGAGAGAAUGCCACGGAGGCAUUCACUGCUUUUCAUCCAGAUUUAAAGUUUGUGAAAAAGUUUCUGAAGCCGCUGCAGAUUGGAGAGCUGGCAGCGACGGAGCCCAGCCAGGACCGAAACAAAAAUGCAACCAUCAUACAGGAUUUCCAUACUUUACGUGCUCAGGUGGAGAGCGAGGGUCUGUUUCGAGCUCGGCCUUUGUUCUUCUGCCUCCACCUGGGUCACAUCCUUCUGCUGGAGGCCCUCGCCUGGCUGAUCAUCUGGGUCUGGGGAACUAGCUGGACUCUGACCUUUCUGAGCGCCAUCAUGCUAGCAACCGCUCAGUUGCAGGCUGGAUGGCUGCAGCAUGACUUUGGCCACCUGUCUGUCUUCAAGAAGUCCAGCUGGAAUCACUUGUUGCACAAGUUUGUCAUUGGUCAUUUGAAGGGAGCGUCUGCCAACUGGUGGAAUCACCGGCAUUUCCAGCAUCACGCUAAACCCAACAUCUUCAGUAAGGACCCUGAUGUCAACAUGUUGCACAUCUUCGUAGUUGGAGAAACUCAACCAGUGGAGUAUGGCAUAAAAAAGAUCAAAUAUAUGCCUUAUCACCACCAACACAAGUACUUCUUUCUCGUUGGACCACCGCUUCUCAUUCCAGUUUUCUUCAACAUUCAAAUAAUGCAAACCAUGAUUUCCCGCCGUCAGUGGGUGGAUCUGGCUUGGGCUUUGUCUUACUACCUGCGCUACCUGUGCUGUUCUAUACCCAUGUUUGGCCUGUUUGGCUCAGUGGUGUUCAUCAGCUUCAUCAGGAUUUUGGAGAGUCACGGGUUUGUCUGGGUGACUCAGAUGAGUCAUCUGCCCAUGGACAUCGACCACGAGAAGAACCAGGACUGGCUGUCCAUGCAGUUACAAGCCACCUGUAACAUAAAGCAGUCCCUCUUCAACGACUGGUUCAGCGGACACCUCAACUUUCAAAUCGAACACCAUUUGUUUCCAACAAUGCCGCGCCACAACUACCACCUGGUGGCCCCGCUGGUCCGUGCACUGUGUGAGAAACAUGGGAUUCCUUACCAGGUGAAAACAUUGUGGCAGGGCUUCGCUGAUGUUUUCAGGUCACUGAAACACUCAGGCGACCUCUGGCUUGAUGCAUAUCUGCAUAAAUGACAACUUUUAUUCUUUGCACAGUACCUACAAGGACUGCUGUCUCUUCUGCAUCAUACAUUGAUUAUAUCUGUUUGGUUUUAUAAUUCAGUUAAUGGUGUGGGAUUUAUCUUUUCUUGGUGUUGGUGUCAUAGUUCAGUUUUUUUCAGAUUCUGUGCCAGAUUUUUAGUGCUCACAGGAUUUCUCUGAUUUUCCUUACAGUGUCUUGAACAGUAGUAUGGUGUCAGGGACGUCACUAGGAUUUAAAGACAGGGGGUGCUUAGCCCCCAGGGUAUUUGUAACUUGUGUUUGCAAAAUCUUUGCACUCACAUCUUUUGUUACUGUAUUAGAGCUACACUUAUGUCAACAACCAGUCAAGAAACCAAGAUGUUAAUAAUAAUAAUAAAAAGUGACAGACAUAUCCUCUUCUCUGUUCAACAAAAGUUACUGUAAGCUGUUAGCUUUUAGACACAUCAAAGCUGCAUGGGGGAAUUUACUUAGGCCAGACUUUGCUCCUGAUGAGUUCUUCUGUAACCAAUGACUUAAAGGGAUACACCACAUUAUAUACAUUAUAUACAUUAUACAUAAUACAUUGGCCCACCUAUCUACAGCCAGGGUAGACCGUGAUAAGCCCUAUUUCAACAAACGGUGGCGUAUUCCUUUAAAUGCUACCUUACUGCUCAUGUAAAUGUAUGAUAAAGUAAUAGCAUACUAUAUCUAAUUCCUCUCUCUAUAAGAUACGUUGUCCAAAGAAUGCUAUUUAAUUACACAAAUUACUGUAACUGCGCUGUAGAUUGGUUCAAUCAGUGUCAUUACACUGUGUAGUUUGGCUUGCAUACAGUAAGAACCAGAAUUUUAAACACACACACAUACAUAUACAUAUAUACAUAUAUAUAUAUGACAAUGUAUGACUUAAAUCAACAAUUAUUGAUAUUUAAAAAGCUAUUGAUAAGGAUCCUAUUUAAAGUGGCUACUGUCUUAAUAUAAUAACCUGAUGGCGGAAGAAAUAAAAGAUUUGGAGUAACGAAUAGUGUAUGUAGGAUUGCUUUCAUUUUAUUUUCACAUGUGUAUCUGUGGGCAUAUGCUCAUGUUUAGCCUAGCCUACAUUUAGGUAACAUCUACAUAUUUAUUUAAUUUAUCAGAGCCAAUGAAUGCAGAAAGUUAAGUUGGUCAGAAUAUAGCUAGCAUAUAUAAUAAAUACAAUUAAAUUAUUUAGUUUAGGCUAUGCCUCAGUGCCUAGACCUACCAACAAAUGCUUAUUGUUGGAAGAAAACAAAACACCCCACAUUUCCUUAGACUUGUAGACCACUACUGACCUCAAUCACGCCGGCUCCCUCAGAAUCAGCUGCCCAGCCAAUCUCCUGCUUCUCUUUCUCUCUGCUAAAAUAUCCUCAAAUAUCCAUCUGCUCAAAUAAUUGAAUUGAUACCGGUAGGCUACGUGCAGUAGCAAGUUCAGACCAAAGAGUAGCGACAAGAUGAAUCCUCCAGUUACUUGCAACGCUCCGGUCUGCAUCAAAUUAUCACAUUUCAAAUUAUCAAAUCAAAUUAUUAUUGCUGUUCUUAUUAUUAUUUAGGGGGGCUUAGGAACAUUUUAGGGUAGCUUCAGCAACCAUAAAAUAGGCCUAACGACGUCCCUGUGAUUCUCGGGUAUUUAAAGUGUUGUUUUUUCAUUAUCAAUCAUGUGAUACAGUUUGAACAAUAAAAUAUGAAAAUUACGCGGACAAGUGACAAAUCCAGUGUAAUUGAGGAUUAUUUAAAGUUACUGUACUUAAUUUAACUUCCUUUUACACUUGCAACUCUUAUUCUGAUUUUACAGUAUGAAAUAAAGGAACUGUAUUGACUGUU
This is a messenger RNA of Perca fluviatilis (European perch), 3322 nucleotides long. RefSeq names its product fatty acid desaturase 2 (gene fads2). Gene Ontology annotation, cellular component: membrane. Bases 164 to 1501 code for a protein of 445 amino acids. The record is from RefSeq and is a predicted model, not a curated record. Lineage: Eukaryota; Metazoa; Chordata; Actinopteri; Perciformes; Percidae. The transcript is spliced from 13 exons. Gene Ontology annotation, biological process: lipid metabolic process. Gene Ontology annotation, molecular function: oxidoreductase activity, acting on paired donors, with oxidation of a pair of donors resulting in the reduction of molecular oxygen to two molecules of water.